CGGUCAUGUGAUCAGCUGUGUCCAAUCGCAGCUGAUCACAUGGGACAUGUACACUGAUCAUCAGGGCACUGAUGAUCAGUGUGCCCUGAUGAUCAGUGUAGCCCCAGCAGUGCCACCUGUCAGUGUCCAUCAGUGCUUUCUGUCAGUGCUCAUCAGUGCCACAUCAAUGCCACAUACCAGUGCCUAUCAGUGCACAUCAAUGCCACAUAUCAGUGCCCAUCUGAGCUUCCUUUCAGUGUCACCCAUCAGUGCCAGUCAGUGCCACCUAUCAAUGCCAAUCAGUGCCACUUAUCAGUGCUGCCAAUCAGUGCCACCUAUCAGUGCAAGUCAG
Molecule: messenger RNA, 331 nt
Organism: Staurois parvus
Lineage: Eukaryota; Metazoa; Chordata; Amphibia; Anura; Ranidae
Source: the annotation of a GenBank genome assembly